AUGCUGCCGGCGCCGCUCGUACCUGCCUUGUGGCGGACCGUCGAAGCAGGCUGGGUCCAUCGGGCCAGAGGUGCGUACCAUGUCCCUCGUACCCGGAACCGGACUCUGAAUAAUCUCACCUCCGAUCGCUCCGGCUUCAGUCUCAGAAAUGCCUCCCCUUACCCGCGCAAAGACAAGCACCUCUCCAUCAUCGCCGAGGUUGAGUCCGAGCCCGUCUCGCCCCCAGCCCCGGCCCCGUCCACCUCGAGCUCACCACCCGGCACGGCGGCCGAAGCUGACGCCACACGCGCGCAGGUCGCGCGCAUGCGCACCAUGCUCGCCGCUGGCGUGCCCGCCGACGUCGUGCUCGAGUCGUUCCCCUCCGUCACCCCUUCUUCUUCCUCCUUCUCCGCCUCCGCCGCCGCCGAUCCCGCGUCGGGCGUACCGGUGCCCGACUGCCACCCCGUCCGGCGCGCAGCUCCUGGCCCGGGCGACGCACAGGACGCGGCCGCAGCGCCUACGAAGCUCACGAAGGACAGGCCGCGCUGGCGCAAGGGCCUCUUCGGCUUGCGCCAAUACUCGGGUGGCCCGCCGAAGACGAAGGUGAAGGUGAAGGAGAAGGCGCGGCACCUGAGCUGGAGCAGGCCCGAGACGCUGCCGCCACCGGGGAGCCGCGACGUGCAGGUGGUCGGGGUGUCGGCGAGCGCGGGGAUGCAGGGGAAGGGCAAGUCGGGCCGGUUUGUGGAGGGCGACAUUCCGUGGCACAAUAUCCCGGGGGCCUUUGGCGGGAGGCUCGUCUAG
Epithele typhae is the source of this 780-nucleotide messenger RNA. RefSeq lists its product as uncharacterized. The record is from RefSeq and is a predicted model, not a curated record. Lineage: Eukaryota; Fungi; Basidiomycota; Agaricomycetes; Polyporales; Epitheliaceae. The transcript has 2 exons. Bases 1 to 780 code for a protein of 259 amino acids.